This is a messenger RNA of Arabidopsis lyrata subsp. lyrata, 2419 nucleotides long. RefSeq lists its product as uncharacterized. The transcript has 2 exons. The coding region runs from base 1897 to 2349 and encodes 150 amino acids. The record is from RefSeq and is a predicted model, not a curated record. Gene Ontology annotation, molecular function: protein dimerization activity. NCBI's taxonomy places the organism in Eukaryota, Viridiplantae, Streptophyta, Magnoliopsida, Brassicales, Brassicaceae.
GGCUUCUAGCUCGAAUGUGGAUCCUCGUGGAGCAUCAGAUUCAACAGUUUUGAAGAUAAACUCGAAUGAUGUUGCUUGGUACUAUGGAAUUUUGUAUGAUCUGAAGAAUCUUGACAAAGUCAAAUGCAAAUUGUGUGGGAAAGAAUUUUCAGGAGGUGCGUACAGGAUCAAAGAACACAUUGACAAAAUUCCUGGAAAUGUUUAUGCUUGUCCAAAAUCAUCAAAGGAUGAUCAAGAAAAGUGCAAGAAUGCUAUCGAGGAAGUAAAGAAAAGAAAGAAGAAGAAGGUAAUUGCAGAUAAUGAGUUGCGACAGUCAAUUAUGGUUCAUGACAAUGGAGAUAUGGAUGAUGAGAUUGAACUUGAAGAAAUAGGAUGAAGAAAGAUGCAAAGGACACUUGGUCCAAUGGAUAAGUUUGCAACAAACAUCAAUCCAGAAUCUAGACCUCUUCCAACUAGGCAACAAAAUAUCAAUGAUGCUCUUUGGAAGGAGAAGCUACAUAAGGUUCAACAAUAUAUUGCUAGGUGGGUGUAUGCUUCAGGUGUUCCUUUCAACUCUAUCGCAAACGAGGAGUUUAAAAUGAUGGUUACAGCUUUAGGACAAUUUGGUCCAGGCGUCACACCACCAAGUCAAUACCAACUUCGAGAGCCUUUACUAAAGGAAGAGGUUGAUAGAGUUCAUGGUUUGCUGAAACCGCAAGAAGAAGAGUGGAAGAAGAAUGGGUGCAAGGUUAUGACAGAUGCUUGGUCGGAUUGAAAGAGGAGAAGUAUCAUGAAUUUGUGUGUUAAUUAUAAAGGAGGUACAAUGUUUCUCUCUUCUAAAGAGAGUUCAGAUGAGGCUCAUACAGGUGGAUAUAUUUUUGAGUAUGUUAAAGGAUGCAUUGAGGAGAUUGGUGAAGAGAAUGUAGUUCAAGUGGUAACUGAUAACGCCACUAACAAUAUGUCUGCUGCAAAGAUAAUGAAAGAGAUCAAGCCAAGUAUCUUUUGGACAUCAUGUGGUACUCACUCCAUCAAUUUGAUGCUUGAAAGCAUAUCAAGACUCCCAAUGUUCAAAAGUACAAUUCAAAUGGCAAAAGAAUUCACAGUCUUGAUAUAUGCUCAUCAUAAGACAUUGGCGAUGAUGAGAUCAUUCACAAACAAGAGAGAUAUCGUUAGGUCUGGAGUUACUAGAUUUGCAUCAUCGUUUCUUACUUUGCAAAGUCUCUUGGACAAGAGAGAUAAACUAACAGCCAUGUUUUCUAGCAGUGAGUGGAGAAAAUGCAAAUGGUCGAAACUUUCGAAAGGAGUAAAGGCAUUUAACACGGUGAUGAGUGUUAAAUUUUGGAAUGGGGUGAUAAUGUGCUUAAAAAUUUUUGGACCAUUGGAGAUAAAAAGCCUACAAUGGGAUUUUUGCAUGGAGAGUUAAUGGUAGCAAAGAAAGAUAUAAGUGAUGGAUUGAAAAAUGUGGAAAAAAAUGUGAAGCCGAUAUUGAAUAUCAUCGAAGAAAGGAUUAUGGGUCGACUUGACAAUCCUUUGCAUUUGACAGGUUAUCUCUUGAACCCAUACUACUUCUACAACGAUUCAAGCAAAGUGACCAAUGAUGAGAUAUCAAACGCAAUCUUUAAGUGUGUGGAUGUUUUUUUUCCAAAUGAUCUCACCACACAAUGUCAAGUCAUCAAUUCUGAAUUGGCGAUUUACAAAAAUAAAGAAGGGAAUUUUGGAAAACAAUGGGCCAUCUUAGGUUGCAAGAAGGAGGAUUAUGAUCCAGGUAUUUUUUUCUCUUCAUUAAAACUUUCACAUUUCUUUGUUCUUCUAUUGAAUAAUUUGAGUUUUAUUAUUUACUUUGUUCAUUUAUAUUGGUUUAUAAUUUCAGUUUAUUGGUGGGAAACAUAUGGAAAUGCAGUUCCUAAUUAAGCAAAAAUGGCCAAGAGAAUUCUGUCUUUGACUACAAGUUCAUCUGGAUGUGAGCAAAAUUGGAGUACAUUUGAUGGGGUACAUACAAAGAAACGAAACCGACUUGACGUAAGUCGAAUGAACAAUCUUGUGUAUGUCCAAUUCAAUUUAAGAUUGAUGAACCAAAAGAAGAAACAAAGAGAGAAAAAUGUUGAUAUAUUGGUUGCGAAUCAUGCUACCUAUGCUCAAUCAUUGAUUGUUGAUGGGAUUUCUAAUGAUGAAGAGGACUCGGGAUUUGGUUUAGAAGUUGAUAUUGGUCAAGAAGAAGCAUUUAGAUCAACAACUGAAGCAGAUCAAAUUAGAGAGCUAGUUGAAGAAGAUUUCAUAUCCGAUGAUGAAGAAGAAGUUUUUGAUGUUGAUUGUGAGUCGGACGACAAACAGAUUCUAGAAGAUGAUGGAGAAGAAGAAUUGGAAGAUUAAAAUUUGGUUUUGUCAUUAUGUUUUCAUUUUUUUGAGAGUUAGAAAUUUAACGUAAGACUUAUUUGAUUUU